AUGAUGGAGAGGAAUUACCCGAGCUCCAGCUUCACAGAGCCGGUCAGCGCGGCGGCUCAGACCGCGGGCUGGGCCUACAAACCCAGUUCUAGUUAUGGUUCUACACAGUUGGACUCUGAGCUCCUCCAACGGCAGACCUUUGCCUCUACUCACCAGCCUACGUUUACCACCACCCACCAUCCCACAGGUGUGUUUGACUCAAAUCAGCACAGCACCGCCAGUAGCAACACUACUGAAUCAUCAGUCAUGAACUUCCUCUCUGCUAUUGAAUCUAGAAGCCUUCAGGCUGGACCUGCUGGCUCUACUCUUCUCCCUUCAUUUAGAAGCCCAUCCUGGCAAACUGGUGCAAACUCUUCAACAGAACUUUAUCUCACCGGAGCCCUGCAUCCUUCAGGAACGUUCCCGACGCCUUCUGCGCUCUCAUCCUACCAGCACCCUAGUGCCUUUCCUACCAGAAGUUUCACCACUACAUCAGCACCUGCUGUUCAGGACAGCACUUUCAGCUCUUCAAAUGGUCUGCUAUCCCCUAAUGACCCUCUGCUGCAGCUCAAAUCCUCCCAGUACACUGUGCCAACUGCACUUGCUUUUGGUGGUACGUCUCUAGGGGCUGGCUUGCCACCCCAGUCCUCCACCUAUCGCUCAGCACAAGAGUCAGCCCCACACCUCCUCCAGCCUCAGUUCAGCCUGCUGUCCACAUCCUUGGGCAGCUCCCAGCAAGCCCCUCAGCCUUACGGUGGCCCGGUUUUCUCAGGCUCCAUUGAACGAGCACUUCAGCGUGAAUGUAGUGUGAUCAAGCACCACCAGCGGCCUUCUAGCACCCAGCCAGUUCAGGAGCAGCUGGCUAGCGGUGCUCAGCACUCCUUACAGGGUUACCUGCACGACGAGAGUGACAUUUCAUAUCAACAGGACCCUUCCCCGCACACACCCUUACCCUGUAGUCCUGCGGGCGAUCCUUCGCCCCUAAACGGCACCACACAACAGAAGACAGCUUCUCAGGCAGCGCUGCAGCAAACUCAGGCCUACGUUUCUUCUGCCCCCUCCCCUGGGUUUUCCAGCUCAUCUGGAGUAAAGGUUAAAGACGGUUCUUCCAAAAUAGCUCAACAUCCCAGUGAGAACACAGACACCCAAGCCCAGGCAAGCUCUCCAGGCAUGCAGCCGCAGAGCUACUCCUCCCCAGCCCAGAAACAAAGCUCAGUGAUCGCUAGCCAGUCACAACCGUACACAUCCACGCAGCUUCCAGGCCUGGUCUCCGUUAGUGCCUCGCACGCUUAUAUCACAUCUCAAAGCCUGUCGAGCAACCUCAGCCAAACACAAGGCUUCUCGUCUAGUUUGCCUGAGAAGCUUCCUUCCAUUUACAAGACUCUCCCAUCAUUUGCUAGUCAAUCUGAAGCUGAGACAUCUGUGAGCCAGUCUCUGAUUUAUUCCUCGAGUCAGCAGCAGGAUUUGCCGCCUGCAGGAAACAGGGAAGGGUAUGAGACACAGGUGCAAACUCUUUGCAUGGGAAGUCCUUCUCAAAGCUAUUCUUCCAGCCACUCUCAGGGCCUGCCAACCAUUAGUUUCUAUACCCAGGGGCUGGCAUCUGCUAGCAUACCUUCGCAAAACUAUGUGUCAAGUCAAUCCCUAACCCCCAUCCCUUCCUUCUCACCCAGUCGUGCCAGAAGUUUAUCAUCCACUAACCCAGGACAGGACUAUAUCUUAAUGCAGUCUCCUCCUGGUAGCAAGACAGACAGUGCUCUUUUACAGCAGAAGUUCUUGUCAUCUGUGCAGUCAUCAACCUCCUCUCCUGCCGCUCACACCCAAGCCUUACCAAACAACCAGUCCUCAGUUGAGUUAAAACCACAUCAACAAGAUGAACGCAUGUUUCUUUCAUCAAAAGAGGGCUCUGAAGAGCUUCCUCUUGAGGAUGUGCAGGCAUUACAGAAAGGCUCUAUGGUGACCUCCUCUCAAACCCUUUCAGCCAAUGAAGUCGGAGCACAGAACAGCACAAAAAAUUACGUUUAUGUAGUUUCGAAAAUGGAAGACCGGCACAACACCCAAAGUGUCAUACGUAGUAACUCCCGAACAGAGGAGCAGAUCCUUACACAUUUGGAAACCACAAAGGAGCUCGCUACCAGUGCCAAUACUCCCUCCGACCCCAAGAGUAACUCUUUGUUGAUGCACUCCACCCAUGCACCCUUGAAUGCCGACCAGCUGAAACAGCAUACCCUACUUCUGAAAGGCUCCAGUUCUCAGCAGCAGAACCUUCAGGGUCAGAUUAUCAGAGUUCAACCGACAGAUCCCAGACACCUGUCUGAGGACCAAACACAAUUUAUCCGGGUUCCCAGUACCCAAGUUCUCCUUGAUCCCGCUCACAUGAUUGUUCUGCAACAGCCUGUACUCACCUCAGGCCAGAAUCAGCCCAAGCAGACUAUGUACAUGCAGUCCGUACCAGUCCAGUAUCUCCAAAUGAACAGCGACACUGUUAAUUUGACCGUUAAUGGGCGUCACAACCAGCAAGUUGUCUCUCACCAAGUGCCCAACUCAACAGAGUCCACUAAACAGGACCCAACACAAAAAGACAACUUCAACCAGUCAAAUCCUCAUGAUGCAAAGCAGAACUUUACUCUCAGUUCCGUAUGCUUUCCUGACUCCAUGCUAUUGGCAGAUGAUAGGAACAUCCUCUCAAAUGUUGAUGACAUCCUUGCUGCUACCGCAGCCGCCUGUGGCGUCACACCACAGGACUUUGUCAAAUCCACAUCAUCUGAUGCUGACAUGUCAUCGGUGGCCAACCCUGUAGACUCCAAGUGCAAUUUUCAGUCAGCUGAGAACAGACUUGAUAGUUUCCCAUCUCAGCAUAUGAUAAUCACUAACUCGCAAGCCAUGACUAUAAUUGGUGCUCAAACGUCAUACUCCAAAGAUGAAACGGAGGGACACCAAGUGUUUACGCUCUCAAACUCUAAUAACCAACCUGAGAUGACAAACAACUCUGCACAAGAAAUAUCUGACAAGGUAGCAAACACUCAUGAGCAAAAUAAUGUGUUACCCAAAGGACAUUUUGUAAACUCUAGCCAUGGCUCUGUUUUGAAUGCUAAUGGACUUGUUAUUAGUAAUUCAACCUCCUCUGACUUUCAGUUGUCUGGCCAGGAGCAAAGUCAAUCAGGACAUCUGAAUACUGAAAACGUAUCAAAUAAUAUAAGCCAGCCAAAGGGAUUGAAAGGCCUUAAAACCGAUGAUAGUCCUAGUGAACAUCCCACAGAUGGCCUUCCAAAAAAACGACCCAGAUCAAAGGGUUCAUCGAAGCAAUCUGUUGAAGAUGAAAAUGGCCAACCCAAAUCUCAGAAGAAGAGCACACAAGUUAAGCGUCAGAAUUCACGUGCCAGUGAGGCAAGUUCAACUUCCACCUCAGAGGUCUCAAAUGAAAGCUACCAACAGCAGGAGAGAAUGCGCCAGAAGUUACGAGAGGUUGAAGAAAAACAGCCAGAGGUUAAAACUGGAUUCUUGGGCUCCUUCCUAGACUUUCUUAAAUCUGGAUCCAGACAAAACCUAUCAUCUCCACCGAUACGGUCGCCCAAUCGCACUAGAAAGCCUUCGGCCUCCAAGAGGCCUCCUAAUCAAUUACUUAUUCCUUUUAAACCUCCCCCUCCUACAAACCCAUUAAUAUCUCCAGACCCUCAUAGUGUCAUUUCUACAAAACGACUUGAUGAAGAGCUCCAGAGGAACCUGGAAACACUGCCGUCAUUUUCCUCUGAUGAAGAUGACUCCGUAGGAAAAAACCAAGAUCUUCAAAAGAGCAUCACCUCUGCACUGUCAUCUUUAGACGAGCCCUCAGACAAAAAGCAGAAGUUGGGUGACGAUACAAAGCAACUUCAAACCUCCAGCACACAGCCUACUGAUGCCAAGCCACAGGACCAACAGCUGGCUGUACAGAAGAUGUCUGCGGAGGAGUUACUAAAGGAUGUGCCUCCAGACAAGCUAGCUGUUCAACUGAACUCAGUUGCUAUCGAGGGCCUGAUGGACAAGGAGCUGUCAGAUAGUGGAGGGGAGGGCAUGUACCGGGAGCGUGACGAGUUUGUCGUUAGGAAUGAGGAUAUUGAAAGGCUGGAGAUCACAUUGAAGGCAGGUGUCGAACCACCAGCCAUCUGGAAGGUUCAGAAAGCCCUGCUACAGAAGUUCGUACCGGAGCUCAGGGACAGGAAACGAGUGUUCUUUGCCACCAAUAGUUAUUUGGGGUACUUUGGUGAUGCUAAGUCCAUGUACAGGAGAGUACAUGUCAAAUUUCUUGACACUGUCAACAAGCGGGAGUAUGUUCGAGUCUGCAGCAGGAAACCACGAUGCAAACCUAUGCAUUCAAUGAGAGGCUCUCAGGCUAAAGCUCUUCUGGCCCAACGGUUCACUGCGGCGACUGUGUCGGACUCUCCCACGCAGAAAACAACACAACAGAGACCUCUAUCCAAACCCAGACCCAAGCAGCUGAAAGCCAAGGCUGAACCGCCACCUAAAAAGAGAAAGAAAUGGAAAGAAGAGUUCACGACAUCUCCCUCCGACUCCUCACCGGAGGCUGUGAGCGAGGAUGAUGAGUUUACACCUCCGGUUCCAUUCGCCUCGCGUUUCCUGAACACCAGAACGAUGAAGGAGACCUUCAAGAGCUUCGUUGAGCUGCUGAUCAGCACAGCCCUGGACGCAGACGUCAUGAACGCGCUAGAGCGAGAGAACGACGAGCUGCUGCUUCCUCACAUGAAGAGGGUGGAUGGAAUGAUCACAGACAACAGACGGAGGCUGCUGCCCAAACUGCGAAUGGGUCAGAUCUUCAAAAAUGCAUUAGACAGCUUUCCUGAGCUGUCUGUGGUGACCGAGCUGAAAACAGACUGCGAGACUCCUGUUUUUAAAGUGAGGUUAAGUGGGAGGGCUUACAACAGGAAAACCAUGAAGCCCUCGAAAUCGCCCAGCAAACUUCCCCUGGAAUACACAGUGGAUCAGCAGAAAACAAAGUGGUUUUCCCUUUAUCACUCUCUACAACACUAUAAGUACCACACAUACCUGAUGUGUAUGGACGAGAUUCGGUUGUUGAAGUCGCGAGGUAGAGAUCUGGGGCAGGACGAGACGGUUCAGACUUGCAUGGGCAACAGGACUUGGGUAGAGGGCCUGUUCGAUCGCUUCGGGGAGCUUCUGACACAGGUGCAGCAGGCCUGCCUUUGAACAGAAGCCUAGAUUAUGCUGAUAGACAAGCAUAUAUGGGAAUGAGCAUUCAUAAACCUGAUGAACCUGCUUUAAAGCACUGUUGAGGACAGACAUCAGUACGAAGAGACUGUGAGGUUUUUAUCACAUGUAAAUAGACCAAACGGCUGCCUUUUUCUGUCAUCCACAGAGACAAUGGACUGUGGUUUUACGUUUAAACCUGCUUUAGCUGUAGUUGAGUGUUUUCUGUACCGAAUCAAGGUCCGCGUCCUUUCCUCUUAUCAAUAAGGACCAGAAUUGAUCUGUUAUCCGAUACAUGCGUCUUGCCGAGAACCUAAACCUUUGGUUUAAAAUAAUAAUAUCAGUCUGUAAUUAUGGUUUGGAGGGCUAGGUGAUUCUAAAAAUAAAAUUAUACAUAGAUAUAUAUGUAAAACAUCCAUUUUUACAUCUGAAUGCCAAAUUUAUAUAUGAUAAAUGUACAUUUUGUAUAGAGAGCUUGUUUGUCAGAGGAUUCUCAUGACGUAAUAUAGAACACUUUCCCAAUGUGCUUUUGAAACUCUGUUUUUGUUAAAACAGAGUUGGUGCAAUUCUAAUACCGCUUUUGUGAUAUUUUGUUGUAAUAAAAAGCAUUUACUUAAAAUCUUUUUUCUGAGGUAAAAAUCUCUUUAUACUCUUGUCUUUUUUUCCUCAAAACAUUUAUUUUAUCUCACAGAUAGAUGUAUUUUUCACAGAAGGAAAUAUUGUGGUCAUUUGUCGUACAUUUGUAGAUGGCCUAUACAUUUAUGUCAUAUGCACAUUGUAUACAACAUAUAGGAAGUUCUUUAUUUGGUGGCUUUGCAAGUUUGCCACCGAUUCGAACGAAUACUGUGCCGACAGCAUUGGAUUAGUUUUUUGCUUUUCAGGUGUAGCUGUGUUACACACUACAAUGUUUUUGCUGACAUGUGAAAAUAAAUUUCCU
Onychostoma macrolepis is the source of this 6112-nucleotide messenger RNA. It is a transcript of the gene qser1, whose product is annotated as glutamine and serine rich 1. The record is from RefSeq and is a predicted model, not a curated record. The transcript is spliced from 13 exons. Lineage: Eukaryota; Metazoa; Chordata; Actinopteri; Cypriniformes; Cyprinidae. The coding region runs from base 1 to 5175 and encodes 1724 amino acids.